AGUGGGGCGGGUAUCGGGUGCCCAUUUUCUUCCACAACUCCUCCGCACCAAUUCUCUCUCAAUAGCAAAACCUCCAUUGAAAUGCUCGUGACUGAGCUCAGAAGAACCAAAGAAGAAGACGAAGAAGGCUUAACAAAUGUCUGCUAUAUUCAGAUACAAAUCAAAGCUCCAUAAUUUCACUUUCAGAACAUCUCUUUUUUUCUUAUCAUCUUCCAAGUUCCAUUCCUCUCCUUCUUCUUCUCUCAAAUCCAAACCAAAACCCGCGCUCUUCUUCAACUCAUUUCAAGGUUCUAGAAUAAGUUUAGAGUUUAAAUUCCAAGGUUCUAGACUAGGGUUAGGGUUUAGGCAUAAAUGGGAAGGAAGCUCCGACAACUAUGAUCAUAUGAAAGCAGAGGUGAACUGCCCGCGUUGUUCGAAGUUGAUGACGGUGCUAUUCUCCAACCGGCCGUUGUCGAUCACCGCCGGCGAGACAGGAAUUUAUCAGGCGGUGAAUUUGUGUCCUCAUUGCCGGACGGCGUUUUACUUUAGGCCGUUUAAGUUGGAGCCUUUGCACGGGAGUUUCAUUGAGAUUGGGAGAGUUAAAGAGAAAGAGAAUGAUGGUGAAAUGGUGGGGAGUUGUGGGAAGAAUGACGGUAAAAUUUGGGAAAAGUUGAGGUCUUACAGUGGGACUAGUGGUAGAGGCGAUGAUGCUGGCGGGAAGAGUAGUUGUGAUACUGAAAUGGAGAACAAUAUGACGGUGAAAAAGGAAGAAGGGUGUGGUGAAGGAGGAGGGUGGGGAGGUGCUAAUUUAGGGAUGGAGUUGCCUACACCAAAGGAGAUAUGUAAAGGGCUUGAUCAGUUUGUUGUUGGUCAAGAGAAAGCCAAGAAGGUGCUCUCUGUUGCAGUUUACAACCAUUACAAACGAAUAUACCAUUCCUCUUUGUAUAAAAAGUCAGAUUCAGAUUCCAGUAAAGUUAGAGAUUGCCUGGAAAUGUUUGAUAAUGAUUCCGUCGAGUUAGAGAAGAGCAAUGUUUUGUUGAUGGGCCCCACUGGCUCAGGGAAGACAUUACUUGCGAAGACGCUAGCUCGUCUCAUCAAUGUUCCUUUUGUAAUCGCGGACGCAACAACUUUAACACAGGCUGGUUAUGUUGGCGAGGAUGUGGAAUCUGUAUUGUACAAAUUACUCGAGGCUGCUGACUUCAAUGUUGAAGCAGCUCAGCAAGGGGUUGUCUACAUAGAUGAAGUUGAUAAAAUAACUAAAAAGGCUGAGAGCCUGAACGUCGGCAGAGAUGUAUCUGGGGAGGGAGUCCAACAGGCGCUGCUGAAGAUGCUUGAAGGAACUAUUGUAAGUGUACCUGACAAUAGAGCACGGAAGCAGCCACGUGGCGAUACUAUUCAGAUAGAUACUAAAGACAUUCUUUUUAUCUGCGGUGGAGCUUUUGUUGGUUUAGAGAAGACAAUUUCAGAAAGACGACAAGAUUCUUCAAUUGGAUUUGGAGCACCUGUCCGAACUAACAUGAGAGUUGGUGGUCUAACUGAUGCCGUAGUCACGUCAUCACUGUUGGAAUCUGUAGAAAGUGACGAUCUCACAGCAUAUGGACUCAUACCUGAAUUUGUGGGGCGGUUUCCAGUUUUAGUGAGUUUAUCUUCACUGGAUGAGGAUCAGCUUGUUCAGGUUCUCACAGAACCCAAAAAUGCUCUUUGCAAGCAGUACAAGCAGAUGUUCAACUUGAAUAAUGUCAAAUUACAGUUUACCGAGAAUGCACUUCGACUUAUUGCCAAGAAAGCCAUAGCCAAAAACACUGGUGCACGUGGUUUAAGAUCUAUAUUAGAAAGUAUUCUAACCGAAGCCAUGUUUGAG
Nicotiana tabacum (common tobacco) is the source of this 1840-nucleotide messenger RNA. The record is from RefSeq and is a predicted model, not a curated record. Lineage: Eukaryota; Viridiplantae; Streptophyta; Magnoliopsida; Solanales; Solanaceae.